GAGGAGGGAGAAGGGGAGGAGGAGGAGGAAGAGGGGGAAGAAUAUGGCCUAGAGGAGGAGGCCGUCAGGGAAGAAACAGAGGAAAAGUCUGGAGAAGCACAGGGGGAGGAGGCUGCCAUUCAGGAGGAAACCACAGCGAAGCCUCAACAAAUCACCAAGUCCAUAACCAGUUCGGAGAUAGUUACACUGACUGAUUCCCAGUCAGUCAUGUCAGGAACUUCCCUAAGAACCCUUAGCGAGGCGAAGGAUGCGUUAGAAUCAGAGCGUUUGGAAACAAAUGAGUCUUUAAGAGACUUGAGCUCAAAACUAAAAUUUCUUGAUUUGGAUCAAACCCGUUCCGAGGAACCAGAGAUUAGUUUCCCCGAAACACAGCCCUCAAGCGAGCUCGGGGAGAAAAUCGACCAGAUGCCCCAGGAUGAACGGGGACAGGAAAGGAGAGAGGAAAAAAGAUCAUCAGACUUAAGUGAGCGACGAGAAGCAGAGAAGCCGGAGAAAUCACUGGUGUCUACCAGCGAGGACAUACUGUUUCGAAAGGAUAACCGCGCCAACGUGUAUCCUUUGACCAUGACUUGGUCUUUCGGAUGGAACAGUUCUCUUCCUGUUUACUACAUUCGAGAUGAAAACCAGCGAGUUCUUCUGUACGUCUGUGCCCACACUGCAGUCAUCUACGAUGUCUUCAAGAAUACUCAGCACCAUCUUCAGGGCCAUGCUAACGUGAUCUCCUGCCUCUGCGUCAGUGAAGACAGGCGGUGGAUUGCCACUGCCGACAAAGGGCCCGACUGCCUGAUAAUCAUCUGGGAUUCCUUCACAGGCAUUCCUGUGCACACAAUAUUUGACAGCUGCCCAGAAGGCCACGGCAUUGAGGCCAUAGCCAUCACCCGGGACGCCAAAUAUCUGGCAACCAUCUCCGAUGCUGAAAUCCAGGAAGUUUGCAUCUGGAGGUGGACCUUAGCUGUGGAAACGCCAGCGUGUACCCUCAACCUCCUCAAAGAAUAUGGUGUUCAGAACUAUCUUACUUUUAAUCCAGCAAAUAAUAAAGAAUUGGUGAGCAACAGUAAAACACAGGCAAUAUAUUAUUUGUGGUGUGAAGAGGGAGAUCUACUUGCUCACAGUGCCCCACGUUUAACAGAAAAAACCUUCAACAAGCUCGUGGGAAAAUUUAGCCAGUCAGUCUUUCAUUUGAAUUUAACACAAAUACUUUCCGCAACAAUGGAAGGGAAGCUGGUUGUCUGGGACAUCCACCGCCCAACGUCGUCUGCCUCCGCCUCUGCGGGCUUUCCUCAAAUCAAACCUUGUAAACUGGUUCAUUUGCAGAAAGAGGGCCUCACUGUGCUCACUACAGUGGAUCGCUAUAUCGUCACAGGUGAUAUUAGAGGUAACAUUAAGUUCUACGAUCGGACCCUGUCCAUUGUUAACUGGUACAGCAACUUCAAACUGAGCUCCAUAAGGACCCUGUCGUUUUCCAAGACCCCAGCAGCUCCCCCCACCGAAAAAUCAAACUAUCCUCCAGACUGCACUCUAAAAGGUGACCUUUUUAUUGUAAGGAAUCUUAUCAUUGGAACAUCGGAUGCGACAGUGUACCACUUAACGGCAGAUGGGACCAAACUUGAGAAGUUAUUCGUGGAGCCCAAGGAUGCCAUUUGUGCCAUCUCCUGCCACCCGUACCAGCCCCUCAUCGCCAUUGGCAGUUUCUGUGGGAUGAUCAAAGUGUGGGAUUAUGAGGAGAAAAAGUACCUUUUCAGCAGGGUCUUUGAGAAGGGGCUGGGCGUCCAGAGUCUAACCUACAAUCCUGAAGGAGCCCUUCUUGGAGCUGGCUUCACAGAGGGGACAGUUUACAUUCUUGAUGCAAUGUCCUUAGAAAACCAAAUCCCAGAGCCUUUCAAAUAUUCCAGAACCAGCGUGACUCAUAUCAGCUUCUCCCAUGACUCCCAGUACAUGGCGACUGCUGACGUGUAUUUUACUGUGGCCGUUUACAUGGUGGUAGUCAGAAACGGACACCGGGUCUGGGAAUACCUGGCGAGGCUUCGUUCUCAUCGCAAAAGCAUCCGCAGUCUCCUGUUUGGGGUUCAUCUGGACAGCAACGAGCCGAGACUGCUGAGCCUCGGGAGGGACAGGCUCUUGAUUGAAUAUAAUCUUCUUAAGAGCUGCAGAGACAACCUGGAGAUCUUGGACAUUCACCGCACCGACCAGGGCAACUAUCCCACCUGUAUGGUCUGGUACCCACCGCUCACCAAGGAGCUCUUCCUGCUCAUUUGCAACAGCGGCUACAAAGUGAAACUUUUUAAUUCUACCACCAAAAUGUGCCGAAAGACGCUUCUCGGGCCGGUUUUUGGUUCUCCCAUUGAGCAGAUACAAAUCCUCCCGGUGAAAAGCACCUUGGAACUGCAGAAACGCUACAUGGUGUUUAUUAACAGGGACAAGGUUGGACUUCAGAUCUUACCAGUUGAUGGCAAUCCACACAAGACAGCUGCCAUCAUAUGCCAUCCCAGUGGGGUGGCGGGAAUGGCCCUGUCCUAUGACGGCUGCUGGGCCUUCACGGCGGGAGGACAGGACCGAUCGGUGGUGCAGUGGGAAAUCAACUUAAGAGCGCUGGACGCAGCUGUUUCUCUUGGGGGAGAAGACUUGACCCCGUUCUAUGGUCUGGUGGCUGGUGGCAGGGAAGGAAAAUUCUACAGGGAACUGGAAGACUAUUUUUACUAUUCUCAGCUCCGUAGUCAAGGUAUUGAUACAAUGGAGACCAGAAAGGUGUCGGAACACAUUUGCCUGUCAGAGCUUCCUUUUGUCAUGAGGGCAAUUGGCUUUUACCCGUCGGAAGAGAAGAUUGAAGAUAUGUUUAACGAAGUCAGAUUUAGUGAAUAUGUGGACACUGGAAAGCUAAUUGACAAAAUCAACUUACCAGAUUUCUUCAAAGUUUACCUCAAUCAUAGGCCACCUUUCGGUAACACCAUGCGUGGGAUCCAGGAGAGCUUUGACAUUCUUGGUUUUACCAAUUCAAAAGGAAAGAAAGCCAUACGAAGAGAAGAUUUCCUAAAUCUGCUUCUAACAAAAGGUGAGCACAUGACCGAAGAGGAGAUGUCUGACUGCUUCGCUACCCUGUUUGGACUGAACCCUGAGGGGUGGAAAUCCGAGCCUGUGGCCUCCUCCGUCAAAGGUUCAGAAAUCUGCCUUGAAGAAGAACUUCCAGACGAAAUCACUGCAGAAAUAUUCACGAUGGACAUUCUUGGCCUAACCGUUUCACAAGAUUUCAGACAAGAUCCUAUGGGCAGUGAAGUUGUAAAGAAUGUUUGAAGCACAAAAGACUUUGUGUGUGCGGGGUGUUCCCCCCCACCCCGCCCCAAGAGGCAAUGCUUUCCCUGCAUUUCCCUGCCCCCACUCUCAUCUUUGGAAUAUUUAGACAUUAAAAGCAAAUUUCUGUUAAGCAAUGGAAUUCACAAAGUUGGACAUUCCACUGUUUCUGAAAUAGGAAAGUGGGUGGAGGCAAGAAACACACUGGCAGCCGGAUGUACAGGGUGGCUGGGUCCCCUGGCCCGUCCCUCUGCCUAAUAUAAGGCAAAGCUACCAGAGCAGAGUUGGAAAGGACCUGGAGGUAGGCUGGUCCUAGGGACACGUGUGGCCCUCGAGGGCCACCUGGACCUUAGACCUCUUGUGGGUCACCCCUACCUGCGGUUUGACUAGGGGAGGAAGGGGAGAAGCCAGAAGCAGGAGAACCCUGCUUCUGGGUUCUCAUCAGCAAAACACCUAAGCGGCUGUGUGUGGCCGUUAGGGAAGAGCAUCACUGGCCAUGCUUAGCCCUGGUGGCAACUGCCAGAAAGAAUGCAAAAAAGCCCCCCUGGGGCCCUGCGUGCUGCACCUGGGCCAGAAACCACCUGGCUGGCCCCCAGAGGGCAGAACUCACCGACCAGAGUCUGUGAGCCUCCCCCUCCCCCACACCUCCCCCACAAAACCAGCGGCGGGGACAUUCGCUGCCUCAAUUUCUGCUGGGCUUCAAAACACAUUAGCAGGCAAAAACAGGGCCCAGUUGCCCAACUCGGGGGAUGUUUGGGGAACAGGACUGAGUUUUCAGCGGUGUUUUGACCUUGGGAAUAGAGCACCAUCUUUGUGUAAACAAGUGAAAUGACGGUCUGAUUUUAGAGAUUUGUUCCCAGUAAUGAGUUCUCACGCAGACCCGUGUGCCAAAUGUGAUUCUCUACACAUGCUCAGUCCUUCGCACCCACACCGGGUCUGUCCCCGGAGGCGCUGGCGUGGGAGAUGACAUCUCGGCUCCCCCAAGAGCCCUUCCUCCUCAGGAGCAGAGUACGCGUGAGAGAAGUAAAUGACAGGGCGCCGUCCCCUGUGCGCAGAGCGCUUCCCCCUGCCUGGCAUCCACUUGGAAACUUGGCUUCUGUGAGUCUUUGGAACUCUGGAACAUAGAACAGAACUGUCUACCCCAAAACAGGCUGUGUCAUGGCGACCUUGGGACCAACAGCGUGGGCUGGUUUUCCGUGGUGUCUGUUCAUCAAAUUGUGGUGCCAGGCUUGGUAAUCAGGUUUACAUUUUUUUAAAAAAAAAAAAAAAAAAAAACACCCAAACAACCA
Mustela erminea (ermine) is the source of this 4574-nucleotide messenger RNA. It is a transcript of the gene CFAP251, whose product is annotated as WD repeat domain 66. Gene Ontology annotation, molecular function: protein binding. Gene Ontology annotation, cellular component: sperm flagellum. The record is from RefSeq and is a predicted model, not a curated record. The coding region runs from base 208 to 3288 and encodes 1026 amino acids. NCBI's taxonomy places the organism in Eukaryota, Metazoa, Chordata, Mammalia, Carnivora, Mustelidae. The transcript has 21 exons.